GAUAAACAGAGAGUGGAAGGGGCAGUGUCGCGUCGAAGGCUGAUGUGGGUGAAGACAAAGUCGUGGAUGUGCAGGCAGAAGUCCAGUUGAACAUCUGACUGCUUGCUAAACAGGUCGCUUCUCCAGGAGCUCCAGAAGAAGAAGUAGCUGGGAGACUGACGAUACAGCCCGACAGGACAUCUGAGGGUCAGAGACAAGAGAUCUUUACCAGAGCCCUGCUUCAGACCAGAGGAGGGACUAGUGCCUUUUAGUCAACAUUUCACAGUGGUGACACUGAACAGCUCCGACCAUGAGAAGUGUGCGUGUGUGUUUCUGCCUGGCUCUGCUGCUGCCCUGGUGUGUCCAGAGUCAGAGGAGCAGCCAUGCUCUUGCCAAGCUCGAUGAAGACACAAAGAGGGACGUGCUGGCUGUCGACAUCCUGAACCGCAGCGGCGUGUUGAACUCGUUGCUGCGCUCGGAGUAUCAAGCGGUGCUCAGGGGAGCGCGAGCCCCUCGCCCAGCCUCCCAGGUGCCAAAGAGAGCCCAGCAGGGGUCCCGCUUCGCCCUGUCUCUUGAUGUGCCCACCAGCAUCCUAAGUGUCCUCAUAGACCUGGCCAAGAACCAGGACAUGAGGACCAAGGCUGCAGCGAAUGCAGAACUUAUGGCACGAAUUGGCAAGAGAAAAUGAGAAGCCGGUGGGAGCGGGCUCGUGGCUUGAAGGAGAACAAGGCACAGGCACCUGGUUAGAAACAAUGUUAGUUCAGGUGAAAACAAACACAGCGGCCAGUAUCUGUCCUUUAGAUCUUAGAUCUGCUUCACUUUUAUACUUGUAUUAAAUAAUAUAUUCCAUCAGCUCAUUAUGCACACAAAAUAUUGAAAAGCUAAUACUAGAAAGGAAACAUGGUCAGACAAAAGGACACUGCAAAAAACGUCACACGAUACAAGAUGAAGCUGGUCUUUUGUCUCAAAGAUCAUUCACCCGUGGGUCAGAAACUGUGAUUGGGCUCUUAAAUCUGCUCCUUGUGUUGCGCAUGUGUAAAUCUUGACUUCAAAGAAAAGGUUGUUCAAUUAAAUCCAAUAUGAUAAUCACAUUUUUUUUCUCUCUCAAGUCUAAAUUCAUUUCACUGAUAUCAUGCACGCUUAGUAUAAUUACAAGCAUCAGCAACCCAUAAAGCACAAAUGAAUGGGCCUGGGCCAAAUGAGCCUGCGUCACCCGCAUUAGGGUCCGAUGUUUGAUAAUGGGACAAAGGGCUGCACAGGAAAUUGACCUCUGAAAGAGCAACGGACCCUUUCUAUAAACUUUUGUCCACGUAGCACUUGAUACAUUUGGCAAACAAGUCACAAGCUAUUUUGGGUCGGAUGUAUUUUCUGCUCGGGCAUUAACACUAAUAUCGUGAGUCAUCUUUGCUCCUGCAGUGAGCAUGAAAUGUGAAGCAACAGAGUGAAAUAAACUGCUCAUCUGAUUUA
Messenger RNA from Scophthalmus maximus (turbot), 1446 nucleotides. Its product is annotated as urocortin-3-like. Gene Ontology annotation, cellular component: extracellular region. The transcript is spliced from 2 exons. Bases 290 to 667 code for a protein of 125 amino acids. Gene Ontology annotation, biological process: digestion; adenylate cyclase-activating G protein-coupled receptor signaling pathway; hormone-mediated signaling pathway. The record is from RefSeq and is a predicted model, not a curated record. NCBI's taxonomy places the organism in Eukaryota, Metazoa, Chordata, Actinopteri, Pleuronectiformes, Scophthalmidae. Gene Ontology annotation, molecular function: corticotropin-releasing hormone receptor 2 binding; hormone activity.